AUGUACAAGUUCAGUAGAUUACCACCUAAUUACGGUUCUAAUCAAUUUAUAACUGUCGAAAAGGAACUCCAAGCUGAACUUGAUGGCAUUGUGAACUCGUUUAAAGCACCUGUCAAGUAUGCCUUUGGCUAUGGUUCAGGAGUUUUCCAACAGUCAGGUUAUAGUAAAGAAAAUGAUAAACCACAGAUUGAUAUGAUCUUUGGUGUUUCACAUCCUUCUCAUUUCCAUUCUUUAAAUUUAAGACAAAAUCCUCACCAUUAUUCCACUUUACGUUAUUUUGGAACCAAAUUUAUUUCCAAAUUCCAAGAAGUUGGUGCAGGUUUAUAUUUUAAUCCAUAUGCUGAUAUUAAUGGCCAUGAGGUCAAAUAUGGUGUAAUUUCAAUGGAAAAUUUAUUGAAGGAUUUGGCUACCUGGGAUUCCUUUUACGUUGCUGGUCGUAUGCAGAAACCGGUUAAAAUAUUAAAAAAUGAUUUAAGGGUCCAAUAUUGGAAUCAACUAAAUCUAAAAGCUGCUGCUACAAUCGCCAAACAUGCUGUAUUGAAGAAGAAUGCUGGAAAAUUUGAUGAAAUGUCUUUUUACAAAGAAAUUGCAGGCUUGAGUUAUUUGGGUGAUAUUAGAUAUGUUUUAGGUGGUGAAAAUCCUAAUAAAGUUAAUAAUAUUGUUCAAAAAAACUUAUCAAAUUUCAAAUUAUAUUAUGAACCUAUUUAUAAAGAUGUUGUUGUUAACAAUUCAACAUAUUUACCAAAGGGUUAUGCUGUUGAUACAGCACAUAAUAUAUUACAUAGGAGGAUUAGUUCCUCCAGCGUAUUGCAAACCGCAAAGGGUGUCUUAACUGCAGGUGUUACUAAAUCAAUAAAAUAUGCAUGGGCUAAAAAGUUGAAAUCUUUCAAGAAUUAG
Molecule: messenger RNA, 897 nt
Organism: Vanderwaltozyma polyspora DSM 70294
Lineage: Eukaryota; Fungi; Ascomycota; Saccharomycetes; Saccharomycetales; Saccharomycetaceae
Gene: TAM41
Product: putative phosphatidate cytidylyltransferase
Exons: 1
Coding region: 1-897 (298 amino acids)
Biological process (GO): CDP-diacylglycerol biosynthetic process; cardiolipin biosynthetic process
Cellular component (GO): mitochondrion
Molecular function (GO): phosphatidate cytidylyltransferase activity
Source: RefSeq, a predicted model, not a curated record